GGAGUCUCUCAUAGAAACAUGCACUUUUACUCACUCCUGAGUUCUUUAAUUCUAUUUGUGUUACUCCUCUGUAUCUCAGAAUAUGUUUACUGUGGAACUGAACAGCCUCCGAGACUCUGACUCUGGAUAUUAUUGGUGUGCUGUGGAAAUUGGUGGGACAGAAACCCCUGAUGACAAGGAUUAUUUAUACCUGACAGUCAGUGCAGAUCCUGCUGUGUCAGUGAUAAACAGCAGAGUGAGUGGUCAGGAAGGGGGCAGCGUCAGUGCCCAGUGUCUCUAUAGAGCUGAAUAUCAGAAUAAACAGAAGAACUGGUGCAGAUUUAAAGACUGGAGCUGCUUCACAGUGGGGAAGACUACCACAUCCCAGAAUUCAGCAGUGCUGGUCAGUGAUGAUGAAAAAGGAUCUGUCAGUGUGGAGAUGAGGGGUCUGCAGAAGAGUGAUGCUGGCUGGUACUGGUUCAGUGCAGGAGAUGUGGGGGUUACUGUUCACCUCACUGUCACUGAAAGACCUUCAAUUGUGACUACAAGUUUAAGCAGUCAGGAAACCCAGGAAAGUGUAAACACUCCAGAUUCUGUGAGCCUGAAGACACUGAAAAAUUUAGCUGUAAGACGCAGAGAAUCUCUCACUAUUCCAUGUGUUUAUGAUGAGAAAUACAAAUCACACCGUAAAUACUGGUGUAGGGGGUAUUACUGGUCCUUCUGUACAAUAGUAGCCUAUACAAACCCAAGUGGAAGAACAUCAGUCACUGAUCAUCCAACCCAGAAUAUGUUUACUGUGGAACUGAAGAGCCUCCAAGACUCUGACUCUGGAUAUUAUUGGUGUCAUGUGGAAAUUAGUGGCGGAUCAGAUGACGGUGAUUAUGUGUACCUGACGGUCAGUUCAGAUCCUGCUGUGUCAGUGAUAAACAGCAGUGUGAGUGGUCAGGAAGGGGGCAGCGUCAGUGUCCAGUGUCUCUAUAGAGCUGAAUAUCAGAAUAAACAGAAGAAGUGGUGCAGAUUUAAAGACUGGAGCUGCUUCACAGUGGGGAAGAUUACCACAUCCCAGAAUUCAGCAGUGCUGGUCAGUGAUGAUGAAAAAGGAUCUGUCAGUGUGGAGAUGAGGGGUCUGCAGAAGAGUGAUGCUGGCUGGUACUGGUUCAGUGCAGGAGAUGUGGGGGUUCCUGUUCACCUCACUGUCACUGAAAGACCUUCAACUGUGACUACAAGUUUAAGCAGUCAGGAAACCCAGGAAAGUGUAAACACUCCAGAUUCUGAGAGCCUGAAGACACUGAAGAAUUUAGCUGUAAGACAUGGAGGAUCUCUCACUAUUCCAUGUUUUUAUGAUGAGAAAUACAAAUCAAACCUUAAAUACUGGUGUAAAGGGCAGGAAUGGCUCCUCUGUAAAAUAGUAGCCUAUACAAACACAAGUGGAAGAACAUCAGUUACUGAUCAUCCAACCCAGAAUAUGUUUACUGUGGAACUAAACAGCCUCCAAGACUCUGACUCUGGAUAUUAUUGGUGUGCUGUGGAAAUUAGUGACAGAUCAGAUGACGGUGAUUAUGUGUACCUGACGGUCAGUUCAGAUCCUGCAGUGUCAGUGAUAAACAGCAGAGUGAGUGGUCAGGAAGGGGGCAGUGUCAGUGCCCAGUGUCUCUACAGUGCUGAAUAUAAGAAUAAACAGAAGAAGUGGUGCAGAUUUAAAGACUGGACAUGCUUCACAGUGUGGAAGACUACCACAUCCCAGAAUUCUGCAGUGCUGGUCACUGACUAUGGAAAAGGAUCCGUCAGUGUGGAGAUGAGUGGUCUGCAGAAGAGUGAUGCUGGCUGGUACUGGUUCAAUGCAGGAGAUGUGGGAGUUACUGUUCACCUCACUGUCACUGAAAGACCUUCAACAACAGCUGUGACUACAAAUUUAAGCAGUCAGGAAACUCAGGAAAGUAUGACCACUCCAGAGGAAACUACAUGUUCUGGCACUGAGAAACCCAAAGAGUCACAGCAGUUCUGUCUUUCACACAACUGAAUGAUUGCACAAACGCUGAGAUCCUGGAGGUGUCGAUAAUUAAGAAGCUACAACACUGCAGCUUUUGCCUCUGAGCUUCUGUUGUGGGCAACAGGUUCAUCAGCACUGUCAGUUUAGAACGUAUUUCUUCAUCUUCUUGCUUCAUGAGCUCCUGUUCUGACUAGUGUUUCUGCUUUUAUUGGUCUCUGUGAACAAACUCCAACCCAGACUACAUACUAAAAUCUCAGCCAGUAGAGUCUCACUUAAACCCAGCAAUCAGUUCACGUCACCACUAUUCUCUAUUAACUGCAACGGUUCCUCUCAUCCCAAAUUUAAUAUAUAAACCUAAUUCCAGAACUUGUUGGGACCGUAUGUGAAAUGGCAAUAAAACAGAGCAGUGAUUAGCAAAUUCUGUUGAACUGUAUUAAAUUACAAACCGUAGCAAAACACAAUAUCUGAUGUUUUACAUUGUGAACUUCAUUGUUUUUUGUGUAUGUAAUCUUUCCAAAUAUGAAGUUGGAACAGGAGCAUAUUUGUCAUUGUUGCACCACCUUUGAAGUGACCCACUGCUCUUUAAGUGACAUACGCAGAACUAUGAUCCUCACUUUUGUUUGUCAUUCUUGUUGGGAAACUGUAAACUUCAAUCAGACAGAAAUAAUUUCUUCAGAAAUGUUCAAGUUUUGUAUGUAAAAUGGAAGUUAUUUACUAAUGUGGAGCUAUAAUAAAGAUUAGUGUACAUUUCAGGAGGCUCAUUU
Molecule: messenger RNA, 2733 nt
Organism: Pygocentrus nattereri (red-bellied piranha)
Lineage: Eukaryota; Metazoa; Chordata; Actinopteri; Characiformes; Serrasalmidae
Product: polymeric immunoglobulin receptor-like
Exons: 12
Coding region: 83-1999 (638 amino acids)
Source: RefSeq, a predicted model, not a curated record